This is a messenger RNA of Bombus terrestris (buff-tailed bumblebee), 786 nucleotides long. RefSeq names its product gamma-glutamylcyclotransferase. Gene Ontology annotation, molecular function: gamma-glutamylcyclotransferase activity. The record is from RefSeq and is a predicted model, not a curated record. The coding region runs from base 32 to 562 and encodes 176 amino acids. NCBI's taxonomy places the organism in Eukaryota, Metazoa, Arthropoda, Insecta, Hymenoptera, Apidae. The transcript has 4 exons.
CUUCAACAAAUUUCAUAAAUUAACUGACAAAAUGUCUAAUAAAUUCUUAUAUUUUGCAUACGGAAGUAACAUGUUAACAGGAAGAAUACAUAUUAAUAAUCCAACUGCAGUACGAAAAGAUAUCGGAUUUUUAAAGAAUUUCAGAUUAGAUUUUAUAACACACUCAAAGAGAUGGGGUGGAUGUUCAGCAACAAUUGUUCCUACAGAAAAUUAUAUUGUAUGGGGAGCAGUUUGGGAAUUAGAUGAAUGUAAUAUGUAUACAUUAGAUAAUCAAGAAGGUGUAGCAGAUAAAUUAUAUUUCCCUUUAAUGGUUGACAUAGAAACACUUACUGGUAAAAUAUUUAAAUGCAGAGUGUAUCAGCAAUGUAACAAUCCUGAUAAAAAUGUAAAAUUGUGUUUGCUACCAAAACACAGGAGACCUUCACCAUUGUAUUUAGAAACAAUAUUAAAAGGUGCACAUGAAAGUCAAUUACCACUUGAUUAUAUUAAACUCUUACAAAAAAUACCGCAUAAUGAAUAUGCAGGAGAAUAUGACAUUGGCCUUCCCUUGAAAGAAGUCUAGAUUUAACGAUCUUAUGCUUCUUUAAACGUUUCUGGACAGCUGGCUCAUUCUGUAUUAAAUCAAGAGCUGUCUCAAGUGAUAAUUUAUCUACUUCAUACUUGGGUAUUUUAAUCUUUGUGCAAAACCCAUUAUUUAUCUAAUAGUAUACAGAAUGGUGUAGCAUUAAUAAUGUGUUUAUAUAAAAUUAUACAUAGUAUUAAAUAAAGUACUUUGAUUUCUAAGAA